GACGACGACGACGACGACGACGACGACGACGACGACGACGACGACGAGCGAAACUCACGGCGCAGCACCGUCGACUCGUUUUCACCACGACUUCAUCCGUCAGCGACGUGUCCGUCACUCCCGUCGUCUGCCACUGUGUCUUCUGGCGGAAAGUGCGCGCGGAUCCGAUGUGAGACUCGUGAGUUCCGACGAGCAUCGAGAUCGACUCGCGAAAAGUCAUCCGCGAUUCCGCUCGACAGUAAGGUAACGCGAGAUUAUCCCGUCGUGCGUAACACACGCGUCGUCUCAUCCGAGACGCGUCGGCGAGAUCGCGACAUUCGCGCGUUUCUCCACAGUGUCGGGAAAUACCGUCCGGGAUAAUCGCAGGACUCGUCGUCGUCACUCGCCGUCGACGACAUGAUCUUCAGGGUGACGUUGUUGGUUGUGUGCAUGCUGCUGGCCGGUGCGAGAUCCGAACCGAGACCGCGAUCGCGACCAGUGCCGAUCUAUUCGAAUCAGUUUGCCGUUUACGUGCCCAGCGGACCGGAGACUGCUGACGAGAUCGCCCAGGAGCAUGGAUUCGACAAUCAUGGACAGAUCGGUGCCCUGAAGAAUUAUUAUCUCUUCUCUCACAACCGACUGCACAAGAGGUCUCUCACCGCGAGCGAGCCGCAUCACAAGGCGCUCAGGGAUGAACCGCGGGUGCACUGGUUCCAGCAGCAGCACGAGAAGAAGCGCAAGAAGCGCGACUUCGGCGCCGCGUCCUACCCGUUCGCCGAUUAUCAGCAUUUCUUCAGCGAUUUUGGUCCGCGUCCGCGACAGGCCGCCCUGUUCCAUCGCCAAAGAAACAGAGGCGUGCCACUUCAGAACCUGUUCACGGACCCGCUCUUCAAGGAACAAUGGUACCUGAAUGGUGGCGCUAAGGAUGGCUAUGAUAUGAAUCUCGGUCCGGCCUGGCAGAGGGGCUACACCGGCAAGGGUGUCGUCGUUUCGAUUCUGGACGACGGCAUCCAGACCAAUCACCCUGAUUUGGCGCUCAAUUACGAUCAUCAGGCCAGUACAGAUAUUAACGACAACGACGAUGAUCCGAUGCCGAGGGACAAUGGCGAUAAUAAGCAUGGCACUCGAUGUGCCGGCGAAGUCGCUGCCGUCGCCUUCAAUCAGUAUUGCGGUGUCGGAGUCGCCUAUAACGCCAGUAUCGGAGGCGUGCGAAUGCUCGAUGGCCCGGUAAACGACGCCGUCGAGGCCAGAGCGCUGGGAUUGAAUCCUGAUCACAUCGACAUAUACAGCGCCUCCUGGGGUCCCGAGGAUGACGGCAAGACUGUUGAUGGUCCGGGCCCUCUCGCCAGGAGGGCAUUUAUUUACGGAGUGACGAGCGGUCGCAAGGGUAAAGGCUCGAUCUUUGUGUGGGCGUCCGGUAACGGCGGCCGACAUACCGACUCGUGCAACUGCGACGGCUACACGAAUAGCAUCUUCACGCUGUCGAUAUCGAGCGCGACACAAGGCGGCUACAAGCCGUGGUAUCUCGAGGAGUGUAGCUCGACCUUAGCGUCUACGUAUUCGUCGGGCACGCCUGGCAAUGACAAGAGCGUCGCCACCGUGGACAUGGACGCUAAGCUGCGCCCCGAUCACAUCUGCACGGUGGAACACACCGGGACAUCCGCAUCGGCGCCGUUGGCCGCCGGCAUCGCUGCCCUCGCUCUCGAGGCGAAUCCCACGCUGACGUGGCGAGACAUGCAAUACCUAGUGGUGCUCACCUCAAGAUCAGAGCCGUUGAGCAACGAGCCCGGCUGGAUACUGAACGGCGUGAAGAGAAAGGUCUCCCAUAAGUUCGGCUAUGGUCUGAUGGAUGCGGGCGCUAUGGUCAAUUUGGCCGAACAGUGGACCAACGUUCCACCGCAGCACAUCUGCAAGUCCGACGAGAUCAACGAAGAGAGACCGAUUGAUCCCACGUACGGGUACACCCUGAGCGCAUACAUGGACGUUACCGGGUGCGCUGGUUCUUUGAACGAGGUGCGGUUUUUGGAGCAUGUCCAAUGCAAGGUUUCCCUGAGGUUCUUCCCUCGAGGAAACUUGAGACUUUUACUGACCUCACCGAUGGGCACAACGUCAACGCUGUUGUUCGAGCGGCCGCGCGACGUCCUCAGCUCCAAUUUUGACGACUGGCCGUUCCUCAGCGUACACUUCUGGGGUGAAAAGGCUGACGGUCGAUGGACCCUGCAGAUUAUUAAUGCGGGGAAUCGACACGUCAAUUCACCAGGCAUCCUGAAAAAGUGGCAGCUGAUCUUCUACGGCACAUCAACCAAUCCGAUCCGGAUACGCACACGGCAAUUUAACCCGAAUUACCAGGGUCCGUUCGCCGCCGCCGCCUCGAACCUACAGGCAUCCGUGGCCACUCUGGACGGUUCAUCAGCGCCGAUCCUGUCGAACCACCUACCUGGCGACGUCUCCUCGGCAUCUGCCUUUGACUCACCCUCGGCGGCAUCAUCCGUGCAAGGGGAUGGUUCUCUCGACACUACCAGGAGGAUACUGCACGACUGUGAUCCCCAGUGUGACGCGCAGGGCUGCUACGGCAAGGGCCCGACGCAGUGUGUCGCCUGUAAAAAUUAUCGUCUCGAUAAUACUUGUGUUAGUCGUUGCCCGCCAAGGAGCUUCCCUAACCAGGGUGGCGUUUGCUGGCCGUGUCACGAAUCCUGCGAAAUUUGCGCGGGUGCAGGUCAGGAUUCCUGCCUGUCGUGUGCUCCCGCUCAUCUUCGGGUCACCGAUCUAGCGGUUUGUCUUCAACAAUGCCCGGAAGGCUAUUACGAAAAUACCGAGAACAGCACAUGCGUACCGUGCGAGGCCAAUUGUGCCAGCUGCCAAGACAGACCAGACAAAUGUACCAGCUGUGAGCAUCAUUUAGUGAUGCACGAGAACAAAUGUUAUGCCGCAUGUCCACUCUACACCUACGAGACGCAAGAUUACAAUUGCGCACCAUGCCAUCCUACUUGCGAAACUUGCAAUGGCACGGCGGAGAAUCAGUGCAUCGCUUGCCGAUCCGGGCUAUUUGCUUUGAACGGCACGUGUCGCGCUUCGUGCCCGGCGGGUUAUAGCGCUGACAAGAAGCGACGCGAAUGCGUGGCAUGUCCGCCCGGCUGUGCGACCUGCAGCACGUUGAGUUGCACCAGCUGCAUCGAGGGCUGGAGCCUGAACAAGAAAAGCCUGUGCGCGCCCGAGACUCGUAGCAAUUGCAAUAUAAACCAGUAUUACGAGAAUGGUCAAUGCAAAUCUUGUCACUCGUCCUGCGAAACCUGUGCCGGCUCCACGGAGGAACAUUGCAUAUCUUGCCCAAACCCAUUACUCCUCCAGGGUAAACGUUGCGUGUCUCAAUGCGACGAUGCAUAUUACUCCGUGGUGCAACCUUCGCGACCAGUUUGUGUCCCUUGCUUACACACUUGCAAGAGUUGCGUUUCUCGCUUGAACUGCACGGCAUGUCAAGAUGGGCUGCAGCUGCAGAGCGGAGAGUGCAGAUCAUCCUGUGCAUCAGGUUAUUACAGCGACAGAGGUCAAUGCGCCAAGUGUUACUUGUCGAGUAAAACAUGCUCGGGACCUAGAAGAGAUCAAUGUGUCACUUGUCCAAGAGGAUGGCAACUGGCGGCUGGCGAAUGUCAUCCUGAAUGUCCAGAAGGAUUCUUCAAAUCUAACUUUGGUUGCCAGAAAUGUCAUCAUUAUUGCCGCACAUGUAAAGGUGAAGGUCCGUUAGAAUGUACUUCCUGUCCACCUCACUCGAUGUUGGAAGGCGGAUUGUGUAUGGAGUGUCUAGGCGCGCAAUAUUAUGAUUCAUUAACACAACUUUGCAAGAGUUGCCACUCCGAUUGUCGCAGAUGUACUGGUCCCGGCAAAUUCAGUUGUGCUGCGUGUUCACCGCCAUUACAUUUGGACAAAUUGAAUAAUCAGUGUGUUCCCUGCUGCACGGGCAAUGAGAAAGGACCUCAAGCUGAGGAAUGCUGUCUCUGUGAUCCAGAAACCGGCGGCUGCAGGAAUAGCUCACCGGCUGGAAAGAGGAGGGUACCAGGGACAGAAUUCUCGUCCAAUACGGCGAUCUCUGAGACGUACAACAACUAUGGUAGAACAAGUAGUAGCGAUUCAGCUUCGCUUGCCGUAACAGCAGCCACAACCAUGGCAGUUGCUAUUUGCUUAGCGUCGGUUGCAUUAUUCGCAAUGAUAUUUGUCGCUCUUCAGGCUUGGUCCGGCAGAAGAGAGACCAAUAUGGGAUAUACGCAACUCGCUGUGAAGGUAGAACCGUCCGAAGACGCGGAUGCCGAUGACGCAACAGAACUGAUGACCUAGAUUUCGUUAGCGGUGACGUAGCUAAUGACCUUAUCUCGAAGAAUUGCAGGGAGAUCGAAGAAUCUCGAUUGUGAUUGGUUCGCGAGUCAAAAGUUACGUGUUUUUGCAUUAGCAAAAAAUCCAAGGAUAGCGCGUAUAUGUGAUGACGAGAAAAAUGAUAAACGAUGGUGAAUACGUAGCGGGGAAGAAAGAGUUGAAGAAGGAGGAGGAGCGAGUAAAAGAAGAUUCGUCGAAAACGUGAUAGUAAAACUCCGUAAAGUAUUGUAUGAAUGAACAGCAAAAGAGGAAGAGAGAGAAAGAGAAGGAGUGCGAGUAAGCGUGAUUGUUGUUUACUUGGCAAUGAUACGAUCAUGUGAAUGUGCGAAUGUACAAGGAAUGCAUUUUAGCUAGAGAUAUACGUUUUGCCCAUCAUCAUUGUCAAGUGCGUUACCGAUACUAUUGCCGCAUACCAAGACUCUUCCAACACGGACGGUGAGUCGAAACACCGAGAAAAAGGGUGAAGGACAUUAUGAAGUGCCUGAUUAGUGACACCCUUGUUUCCACACCCUUUCGCGUUCCCCCUCCGACGCUUUCUGUCUCUGAAGUAACGCCGGGCCUUCGUCGAUUAUAUCAUUGUCGCGUGUAUUCACGAACAAAUAAAACCACAGCCAAGCGACGGAUAACGUGAAUACGUUCCAAUCGUUGCGCGUUGCAAGAGUCGAGAGAGUAAUCUAGUUCGUUUAAUAACAUUCUUUAACUGAUUAUCGAUUUUCUUCGCGCAACUUUUUUCCUUGAAUCGACAACCAUCAAGUUAUCAAAGGGAAACCCAUCUCUUUCUUCACCUCUCUUCUAAAAGGCUACCAACACCUCGUUAAAUAGGGUGAAGGGACAUGUAAAGUGGCCUCCGCGUACAUUAGGCUGAACCACGGACCACGUAAUCGUAAUCGUUAAUUGUGAAUUAUGAAUGGAUAUUGUUAUAUAUUUGUAUAAAUGAUAAUAGUAACAAGUGAGCGAACAAAGGGGAGUAAUCUCAAGGAUCAGGAGGGGGAGGCGAAAGAAAUGAUAGCGAGAUGGCGAGCCGGGAGGAGGACGAAGCGAAGGACCGAAGCGGAAAGAAAGAAGAAAGAGGAACAAGAUCGUCGGAUAUACAUCAGCUUCGUUCUCCGACCUUAAAGCUGAUUGUCUCGACUAAUCGAUACAAUUCGCACACCCGAAAGAACCAAACGGACUCUUACUGCGAUCGCCCAGUUAUCCGACGCAUCUGUGACGUCAGUCGUCACAUUCCAGUACUUCCCAAAUACUGAUAUAACACAUGCCGUCGACACAAGCAAUGCGUUUUGUAAACUGUUUGUUGUUAUUACUUGAUUGUCUACUUUGAUGUUUUGUUUAAUAUUCCACUUUCUGCGUUAUUCUUACUUAUUUCUUUAAUUCUCGCUCGUAUCCAUUCUUUCCCCGUUUCGUUGGGAUCGCAUGAGAGGAGGAAAAUCUUAUAAAAAAAGAAAAAGAAAUGAAUGAAUAAAUAAAAUAAAAGAAGAGAAAAAAACUACACGCAACGAUCCGCAGCGAAUCGAUAUUCUCGAAAGCCAUCGCCCACGCCUACUCGUGUGAAUAUUGACUUUCUCCUUGUGAUUUGAUAUAAAGCUAUUAUUGUACUUUUAUGAUGAGACCGCGAUUAUAAAUAUAUACAUAUAUACACACACA
This is a messenger RNA of Pogonomyrmex barbatus (red harvester ant), 5988 nucleotides long. RefSeq names its product furin-like protease 2 (gene Fur2). Gene Ontology annotation, cellular component: trans-Golgi network; Golgi membrane. The record is from RefSeq and is a predicted model, not a curated record. Gene Ontology annotation, biological process: protein processing. Lineage: Eukaryota; Metazoa; Arthropoda; Insecta; Hymenoptera; Formicidae. Gene Ontology annotation, molecular function: serine-type endopeptidase activity.